AUGGCGCCCACCGGACUUCAAGCCACGGCACGCAACACCCUGAGGACCAUCGGACGCCUCUUGAUUCUCGCCAUCAUCGCGCGGGCCGUCAAAUACAUCUGGCUCACAACACGACACAUCCUCCUGGGCACCCUCCUCUACGGAGUCUUUGGCGUCAGACUUACCGAGCACCCACGUGAUGCACUCGAUACCUUUGCGAAUGUUCUUCUCGAGCUGCCAUUCCAGAAGAUCGUUAUGGCAUGCCUCAUCAUUUUGGUUUCGGCACCCGAUCGUCACAGCUGGACUUGGGAGGAUAUCCGCACUGACUUCGAACUUGAACUCUAUCUUGGAAUGCCGAAGGCAACGCUGCUGCUGCCGUUUUGGCUCUGGAGUUUUGGCGGCAUACUUCGGCAGCAAAGCAUCAGGCGGGUCUCCGCAGCUGGGACCAUCACCAUUGCCCAUUUUCGCGUGGGCGUGGAUGGAAUUCAAUCUCUGGCUCAUGGCGGAUGCGAUCGCGGCGGGACACGGGCUGUGGAGCGGGCUGUGGAGUUCAGGCGGUCAUGCGAAGCACAAAGAGCACACGGAUUGAUGCGAACUCAUGACAACGGCCUUUAA
Molecule: messenger RNA, 594 nt
Organism: Saxophila tyrrhenica
Lineage: Eukaryota; Fungi; Ascomycota; Dothideomycetes; Mycosphaerellales; Extremaceae
Exons: 2
Coding region: 1-594 (197 amino acids)
Source: RefSeq, a predicted model, not a curated record